Molecule: messenger RNA, 2175 nt
Organism: Archocentrus centrarchus (flier cichlid)
Lineage: Eukaryota; Metazoa; Chordata; Actinopteri; Cichliformes; Cichlidae
Product: STEAP family member 4
Exons: 10
Coding region: 302-1753 (483 amino acids)
Biological process (GO): copper ion import
Cellular component (GO): plasma membrane; endosome
Molecular function (GO): cupric reductase (NADH) activity; ferric-chelate reductase (NADPH) activity
Source: RefSeq, a predicted model, not a curated record
AGGACUGAAAAAUCUGUCAGUCUAGAGAGUGACAGAACAGACACAUGAUCUUGAGAGGCAGACAGAUGGUCCUCUGACACUUUUUCCUGAAGCACUCAGAAGAGCUGCUCGUUUGAAGUAACAGUAAUUUAGUUACAUCUGUCUUGAACUUGGACACAUUACUCAUAGUAUUCACAUUGCAGUCCAGCUGUCACUGUGCUUGCAGAAGACCUGGUAGAGUGGUUUGUUCUUUCGGAACCACAGGGGCUAUUCUCACUUUUUGUGUCAGACUGUGGCUGUGUUGUCUGACAGACUUAGCAGCAUGUCAAAGGAGGUGAAUUCGGAGAGCGUGUCACUCUGUCCUUUGAACACAGGAGCUGCCACUGAGCAGGACAUGCUGUGUAUCUUUGGGACAGGGGACUUAGGGCGCUCUCUGGGCCAGCGUUUGCUCCAGACUGGCUACAGGGUGGUGUACGGCAGCCGCAGACCCCAGAGCUGUGGCCUCUUGCCUCCAGGAACUCAGGCAAUGAGCCACGAGGCUGCAGCCCAGUCAGCCAGGCUGGUUUUUAUUUGUAUUCACAGAGAAAACUAUGACUUCUUGGAGACACUUGCAACUCAGCUCAAGGGGAAGGUGCUGGUGGAUGUCAGCAACAACCUCAAGAAGAAUCUGUACCCAGAGGCCAAUGCUGAGUAUUUGCAGAGGCUAAUCCCUGGAGCUCAGGUGGUUAAGGGUUUUAACACUUUGUCUGCGUGGGCCCUUCAGAAUGGACCAUCAGAUGCCAACAGACAGGUGUACCUGUGUGGGAACAGUGCUGAGGCAAAGCAGGCAGUAGCAGACGUGGCUACCAAACUAGGCUUCACUGUUCUGGACAGGGGGUCUCUGUCUGCUGCCAGAGAGCUGGAGGACUUCCCCCUGCAACUGUUCCCAGAGUGGAGGCUGCCCAUGCAACUGGCCAUUGGCCUCACUGCAUUCUUCUUCAUCUAUGUUGUCAUCAGAGAUGUAAUCUAUGCAUAUGUUAAAGAUAAUAAAGACAUCUCCUUCAGAAUCAUGGUAUCCUUGGCCAACAAGGUGUUUCCAGCUGUGUCACUCGUUAUGCUGUCUUUGUGUUACUUGCCUGGAGUCAUAGCUGCCUUCCUUCAGCUCUACAGAGGAACCAAAUACAAGCGUUUCCCCGACUGGUUGGAUCGUUGGAUGCUGUGCAGGAAACAGCUGGGACUGGUAGCUCUCGCCUUGGCUUCUCUGCAUGUGCUCUACACUCUUAUCAUCCCCAUCAGAUAUUAUGUGAGAUACAAGCUUGCAGCAAAUACCAUUUCACAGAUCCGGGAGAACAAAACGUCACUGUUUGACACCACCAUGGCCUGGCGUACUGACUCUUACUACUCUAUGGGGGCUCUGGGAUUUGGCCUGUAUCUCCUUUUGGGAAUAACCUCCCUGCCUUCUGUCAGCAAUAUGCUCAGCUGGAGAGAGUUCAGCUUUAUACAGUCCAAGCUGGGCUACCUGACACUGUUUGUCUGCACAUUUCACACCUACCUGUACGGCUGGGAUAUGUUUCUUCGUCCCUCAUACUAUAAAUGGUACACUCUCCCAAACUACAUGCUUAGUUUGGUGGUGCCUUCUGCGGUGCUGGUGCUCAAGCUGCUUCUCCUCCUGCCUUGUGUGGACCGCACCCUCACCCGCAUUCGACAGGGCUGGGAGAGAAGUGAUCCAGAGCACGAAAGCAAGAAAUCACUGCUAACAUCAGGCUAUCACACUACAGAUACAAAUGCAUUAUAAGCACAGUAAACACAGACGCAAAGGCAUAGAUGUCAUUGAGCCAUGAUCAUACAAGUACAAAGAAAUGUAAACACAGUAUUUAAUAUAAUGUUACAGGACGCAUUAAAGCAGCUUUCCUUUUGCUCUGUGUUUUUCUUCAUCAGAAUUUAAGAUCUUUAUUUGUGUUCCUCCAGUAGUGUUACAUAAUCCACUCUGGGAUGUUUUUUGUUGCGUCCUCCUUGACAUCUUCAUUUUAAACAAAAAUCCCUUCAAUCUGAAUUUAUAGUGUAUGUGUAUAAUGUAUUUUACUCACUGAAUUUUUUUUUUUAUUUAGUAUUUUAUACUUGGUUCUCACUGUGUUUCUUUUUUUUUGUCUAGUUAAAGGCCCUAUAUGCUAAUUGCAACCACUGUAAAUGAAAAUAAACAUCAGUGUAGCAGAUCAA